Messenger RNA from Orbicella faveolata, 1836 nucleotides. Its product is annotated as transmembrane protein 220-like. The record is from RefSeq and is a predicted model, not a curated record. NCBI's taxonomy places the organism in Eukaryota, Metazoa, Cnidaria, Anthozoa, Scleractinia, Merulinidae.
ACGGAAUAUUUUAAUGAAACCAAAGGAACCCCAAAGGAUUAAAGAAAGCUCGCAUAUCAGUUUGUGUGUAAAUUGAAACAUUUCUCCGGUUUUAAUGGAUCAGUAAGAUCAUUUCCCGGUAUCAUUUGCAGCACAGUGUGGGUAAGCAGUCUCCGUCUUCAAGUACCUUAUAUUCUCUUUUUCACGGUCGUCACAGUUCCUCAGAUCGAGCAGUUAAUCGCGACAAAUAAUGGCCGAAUGCAGUACAAUACCCGUCCAGGAUAAUCAUCAAUUAUUAGUCAAGAUUUGCCAUCCGUGGACGUGGCGAAUCGCUAAUGUUUUCAUGGCCGUGUUUUUUUCUUUAGCUGCUUAUGUUCAGACGAACGAUCCUGAUCCUGUAAUAUGGGUGUUGAUGUAUGCUAUUCCUUCUUCACUAUGCGUCACUUUAGCUAUUGAUUCAUCAUUACAAGAUCACCUCUUGUGGAAGCUGACAGCUGUCACUCAUGUUGGUGUCUGCAUUUUGGGUGUGUUUUACUCAAUAACUGUCUUGAUUAGAGCUGAGAUCAGUUCUAAAAAUCUGCUGAAUUAUGAAGAAGGAAGAGAAAUAGCAGGGCUCUUGAUCAUUGUAGCCUGGUUGGGGCUAUGCUUGCUGACAAGACUGAAAAGGUCUAGUGAAACAACUGCAUAUUUCUGGACUGCCACAGUAGCUGUUUCUCUCAUUCCAUUCAUUGUAUGGGGAUAUUACUUAACCACAUGGGAUGUGGCUUCACUCCAAAGCCACUGUAAAGACAUCAUCUCAAGACACCUGUAUAAAGCUGAGAUAUAGGAGAAAAUAAUAUGAAGAUGCAGCAAAGACAUUGUUUCAUCUCAAUGCCUAUGAAUUAGAUAUAUUUAUAAAGAAAAAACAGUAGAUUUAUUCAUAGCCUUGAUUUCUGCCACUCUCUUGAGUCUGGUCUGCAUUGCUCGCCUACGUGAGAGGAGUGUGGGCUCAUUCCCGAACAGUAGCUGGUAAUCGAGCCUAUUAUUUAUUCAGAAAUCCACAAAUCAUGUUGUUUAAAUCAAUAACUCUCCAUGCAUCACACACUAAUUUUUGCUCUCUUCAUUUGUCACGUGUGACCUCUUUUCCAAACAGUAACUGGUCAUGACAAGCCUGAGCAAAUCAAUAUAAUGCAAAUUUAUUUCUAAGCACUUGUCACAACGUUACAGCAGAGAUGUCAUCUCAAGACUUCCAUACAGUGUCAAAUCAUUCAGCAAAAAAUUAAUAAGUAACAUAAUGUGUAACAUUAUUACAGUCAAACCUCCACUAACAGCCACCUCCCUACAAUGGCCAGUGUUGUCCGCUUUAAAUAGCGAAUUGUCCUUUAUUGUGCUGGAACCAGUUAAUAAUCCGACCGACUAUGAACACCCACAGUCAUACAAUAUGUCGGCCGACUGUAAAAGUAACGUACAAAAACAUAUCUCGCACGAGGUCGCCGGGACUCUCGCAUAUUACGUGAUUUUGUUGACGUCAUAAUGUCACACACUCGGUUACAUAACGUGACACAUUACAUAACGCCACACCAGCUCUCUACAACGGCCACUUUUUUUGCCCUGGCAGAUGGUCCAUACAUUCACUUUUAUUUCAACCUCUCUACAACCGCCACCUCUCCACAACAGCAAUGACCACUAAAGCAGGUCUCAAACUACCAAAAUAGCCUCUCUACAAUGGCCAGCUAAUCAAUGACUGACAGAUGGUAUUUACAAAACCCCAUUUUACAUUGUAAAAGGACACAAAACUUGAUCUGUACCACAUGUCACUGGUACAAUAGCAAAGCAAUAUUUUUAAUUAAGAAAUAGAAAACAUGUCCCGUGUUUCUA